This is a messenger RNA of Priapulus caudatus, 2760 nucleotides long. RefSeq lists its product as uncharacterized. The transcript has 5 exons. NCBI's taxonomy places the organism in Eukaryota, Metazoa, Priapulida, Priapulimorpha, Priapulimorphida, Priapulidae. The coding region runs from base 1 to 876 and encodes 291 amino acids. The record is from RefSeq and is a predicted model, not a curated record.
AUGGGGAGGGGGAGGGACCUCGGACGGCUCGGCGGGGGAGGGCUCCCGAAGAUAAAGGACGAGUACGGCAAGGCAGAAGCUGACCUUUGGAGGACGAUCAGUCGAGUGCGCAGCCUGUCGUCGCGCGGGGACGGGGAGUUAAAGAUAAAAGAGAAACCCAGCGCGCUGCGACAUCCCAGAGAUUCGGACGCGCGCGCGAGAGAGGAGACGAGGAGUCUGACUGGAAGCAUGAUCUCACUUGGACACGAUGCUUUAAGCUUAGACGCGACCACCAGGGAAGAGAAACUGGAAUUCUUCCGCAGGCUGGCUCGGUUGCGCCCUCACGCGGAGACAUUCCACGACAUGAUGAACAUGUCGAUCAAGCGGUUUCAGGAGGUCGAUGACGACCGGGAACCGAGAGCCGAGACUUACAAGGUGGUGAUCAACGAUUUAUCCCGCGUGCUGCUGCUGCUCACGAAGAAGUCGAGUAUCAUGAUGCCAGCUGACGGCAACAAGCUGCUGCUGUGGGCAGAGCGAGUGCUGCAGCGCUUCCGCCAGCAAAAGCUCGACAACAAUGAAUGCAAUAUACACACGAUGGGCUCCGACCAGGGUGAGUCAUCCGAUGACCACUCGGACCAGUCAGAGAGAGGUCUGCUGAAGGGAGGCCGGAGUAGGCAGCCGAUCAAGCGCUGCCAGUCGCAGUCACUGCAGCACGCCGCCACCCGGAUACACUCGAAACUGUUGGAGAAAUUUGGCAGCACGCCAAAUCUGAAGCUGCCAAUCGGAAUGCCGAUCGCCGAGGAGAGCCAAUCGGGAGGCAGCUCGGCCGGAAGUUCGCCGCCGCCCCCGCUCCACCAAUCACAGACGCGGAGAGGUCGCGUGGUGACGCUGCUGUAAAUAUAACGGCUGGGUCGUGCCUGGCGGGAGAUGCGACGUGUAUUUACGUGACCUUUUAUUUGACUUCUUUGCCUUUCAUCGUGUGUAAUUAUAUCGUAUAAACCACCUGACCGCUGCUGUGAUUUGUCCCAUCUUCAUGGGGCGUAGCUAGCGCGGGGGCGGGCUAAGGGGUGGUUGCUCCCAGAAAAAUGUAGAUAUAUACAUGGUCAAUGGCCAAGAGCAAACCGCGCGUAGCUUUGCCCUCUACUCAGGCAAAAUGAAUUCGCUACAUCCCUGGCGUGUCUGUUUGUGCGUGCGUAUGUGCGUAGAAUAAUUGUGCGUUCGUGUGCGUCAUUCCCAUUCCCUCCCUUCUCUAUCUCCCCCGUUCUCUCGUGAGCGUGUUAAUCAGUUAUCAUCGCGAUCGUGGGUUAACUGCAAUUUGUCUAGGAGGUCAGACUACUUUCAUCUCGUGACGAGCAGGUUGUGCUGUUGUUCUUUCCAUGUGGAGUAAUCUGUGAUCAUACUCAUUCUCACGCAUUAAACACACGCAACCUUGCAACAUGUGCAGACGCAGCAGUACGUAUGGAUUGGGAUAACUGGUAUUUGCUAUAACGUACGUCUAAAUAUUCGGUGUAAUGUAAAUAACCGUUGUAAUAUAAACUGUUGCCGCGAAAAGAGAUUCAUCUACGACGAAAAGCAAUUAGUCUUAUUAACAUAUGAUACAUAACGAACGAUUAAUUUUCUCAUGCUGGCGUGUGUAGGCCUACUUAUGAGUUCAUGUUUACGUGUGAAAUCGUGGUAUUCUGUCGGUGAAACUUUACCUUGGAGUUCUUCUACAAUAUUGAGUCAUAUUUAAGUGAAUGGUUUCGCCACUUGAUCAGUUUGUAGAAGAAUAGAGAGUUGCGGCCGUAUUUGUGGAGAUAUAGUGAAUUGUUACGAUUAAUUGCUUACGAAUAGCCUAUUAAUGGGCUGUACGCGUGAUAAAUUACAUCACGUAUCAGCGUAACCACGAAUCUACGUUUAGUGAGUGUAUACACACGUUUUACGGUAUAACCCCCAACCCUGCUUUUUUAUUCUGCACAAAUGUUUGAUACGUAGUCUCUACUAUUAGGCGGGUUCCCAAGUAUGCGGUAUCACGUUGUACAUUUUGCACCAACCGGAAACCGGAACCUAGAGUUGUUGUGAAUAGUAUACGCACGCCAGUACAACAGCAGUUUGUUUACGGAUGAUUUGCUGCACACGUUCAAGGUGCGAAAGAUAUUAAUUGCACACUAGAAUCACCAUUCUCAAUAGAUUCCGAUCACAGGUUUCAAAUAUUACUUACUUUAUGGAACACUAGGUGGCAGCAGUAGCCUUGCGAUCCCCGGAUUGCUAUUUCCAUUUAUACAAAACGUCGUCGUCGUGAUGACAAGAAUUAAUUACAGAUGAACAGACCGACAGACUGAUAUGAACAUAAAUUGAUAAAGAACAUCAAGCGAUUAUAUUCGUUGCAUUUCCAAUAGAUAAACAGAGUUAAAAACACAAAAUUUUAAUUAAUAAUAGGUAACAGCAUCAGUUAUAACAAGCCAAAUUGCGUAAAAUCUCCGCCAAUAAUACGAUUAUCAACAUUCAAUCAAUCUAACGUACGAUACACACAAGAUACAGACACGAGUUCCCAACAUACGCUCCUCACAAACAGACGACAGUACGCAAGAGCACGUAACAUUUACACGAGUGAGUGAGUAUGAAAUUAUGCGUGUUACCGGUCAAGAUUGUAUAAUAACAAGAGCCCAUUAACCCCUUAUAUUAAGAGGGGUUAAUGGGCUCUUGAUAAUAACCAGUGACAUUUAACGGCAGAUCGCGUCAGCUUUAAUGAUGUUUGUAUGUGGUUAUAUCGAAUCAAAUAAAGCCGUACUUAUUACAGAA